AUGCAAGCUGUGUCUGAAGUAGUUCGUUUCCUCAGCGAGCGCACAAAGCCUGGCUCGGUGAAAGCCUGGAAUGAUGCACUGGCCCCAACCGUCAUUCGGAUCUGCAUCUUUGAACAUUUGGAACUUACUCACUUAUGCUGCUUGGGAAGCGGCCCGUGGCAUGAGACCCAAUAUGACAAACUGAGAGAUGACAUGGAGUGUAUCCGUGAUGAAGAGCGACCCUUGAUUGAACAAGUUGAGAAUCUGACUGUUUUCUUCUUGUCGAAAUACCACGAAAUGGGACUGGGGUUACCAGAAUUUUUGCUCGAGUACUGGACAGUUGAGAUUAAGAAAGACACUAGGCUCGAGGAUGAGGGGGAAAAGCUGGAAUACGAGAAGGAAAUUGAGCGAAUCAGGAGUGUUGGUGUUAUUUUGGAUGAAUCAUGUACAUAG
This is a messenger RNA of Penicillium manginii, 432 nucleotides long. RefSeq lists its product as uncharacterized. Lineage: Eukaryota; Fungi; Ascomycota; Eurotiomycetes; Eurotiales; Aspergillaceae. The transcript has a single exon. The coding region runs from base 1 to 432 and encodes 143 amino acids. The record is from RefSeq and is a predicted model, not a curated record.